AUGUCUGUUUGUAGUCCACCAACAGACGUUGUUAAUCCGCAGAUGGGUUUCAUGUUUUUGUGCAGAACGAAAGCAUUUCGUCAUGGAACUUCUCUUCAUGCCGUCGUCAUUAAGACUGGCAGGCUCAGUAUUAUUACCUCAAAUCACAUUCUUAAUAUGUAUGCAAAAUGUGGGAAACUUGGCCUUGCACAACAAAUUUUUGAAGAAAUGACUGAAAGAAAUAUCGUCACCUGGUCAGCCUUAAUCUCUGGAAACGACCAAGCUGGAAAUCCUUUGGCAGCAGUUAACAUUUUUAUGAAAAUGAGAUCUGAACUGCUGCCAAAUGAGUUUAUUUUCGCGAGUGUUCUAAAUUCCUGUGCCAGCCUCCAAAUGAGAAGACUUGGGCAAGAAAUUCAUGCUCUGUCAUUGAAAUCUGGCUGUUAUGAUAUUUCAUUUGUUUCAAAUUCAUUGAUGUCAUUGUACAUGAAACUCGGUGACUGUAGUGAUGCCAUAUCAGUUUUUACCGAAGCAUCUGUUCUUAGUACAGUAUCAUAUAAUUCUUUGAUUACCGGGCUGGUAGAUAAUGGGCAACCAGACGAAGGGUUUCAAAUGUUUAAAGUCAUGUGUAGAGCGGGAUUAAUGCCUGACUGCUUUACUUUCUUGGGAGUCUUGGGAACUUGUGUUGAUUUAGAUGAUUUAUGGAGGGGAUUGCAACUACAUUGUCAAACAGUUAAGCUCAUGCUUGAUUCAGUGGCUGUGGUUGGCAACGUAUUGAUGACCAUGUAUACCAAGUUUAGUAUGAUAGAAACAGUUGAGAAGGUAUUUAGAUUGAUUCAGAAGAAAGAUGUCAUUUCAUGGAAUACGAUAAUUGCAUCUUUUUCUCAAUGUGGAGAACAUGUUAAAGCUCUGGCCGUAUUUAGGGAAAUGGAGAACGAAGUUUUGGUAAGACCUGAUGUGUACAGUUAUGCCAGUGUUCUUUCUGCAUCUGCUGGCUUAGCUUCCAUACGGCAUGGUAAGCAGAUUCAUGCUCAUUUAAUGAGAACAAGACCGUAUUUGGAUGCUGGUGUUGUGAAUGCUUUAGUAAAUAUGUAUGCCAAAUGUGGUUGCGUUGAAUAUGCAUAUAUCGUGUUCAUUCAAAUGGGUGGUUGUGAUGCCAUGUCAUGGAAUUCCAUUAUUGUUGGAUUUGCAAAUAACGGGCUGGGAGAAAGAGCAAUAGAAAUGUUUAACUGCAUGGUGGAAGCAGGGAUAAAGCCAGAUUCGAUAACAUUUCUCGGGCUUUUGACAGCUUGCAAUCAUGUUGGACUUGUGGACGCUGGCAAAGACUAUUUUAAUUUGAUGGAACCAGUAUAUUCGCUCAUGCCUGCUGUUGAACAUGUUUCAUGCCUCAUUGAUCUAUUAGGCAGGGCUGGGAGAUUGGUUGAAGCCGAAGAAUACGUGCAGAAAAAUCCAACAAUGGAGGACGACUCUGGAAUUCAGUCAACCUCAUUAUCGUCGUCAAUGGAUUCUCUCCUUUUGGAAGACUUCGGACAGAAGGUAGAUCUCACGCGCAGGAUUCGCGAAGUGCUUUCGAAUUACCCCGAGGGAACCACGGUGCUGAAAGAGCUCAUUCAGAACGCCGACGAUGCUGGCGCCACUAAAGUUUCUCUGUGCCUCGACCGCCGGCGCCACGGCACCCAGUCGUUGCUCUCUGAUAAACUCGGCCAGUGGCAGGGCCCGUCGUUGCUUGCCUACAAUGACGCCGUUUUUAAGGAGGAGGAUUUCGUCAGUAUCUCCAGGAUCGGGGGGAGUGCUAAGCACGGCCAGGUUUGGAAGACCGGUCGCUUUGGGGUUGGCUUCAAUUCGGUGUACCAUUUGACUGAUUUACCAUCUUUUACAAGUGGCAAAUAUGUGGUUAUAUUUGAUCCUCAAGGAGCUUACCUCCCAAAUGUGUCCAGUGCAAAUCCUGGAAAGAGAAUUGAUUUUGUUAGUUCUUCUGCCAUCUCCAUGUACAGAGACCAAUUUUUUCCAUACUGUGGUUUUGGUUGCAACAUGAAAAACCCUUUCCAUGGUACUUUAUUCCGUUUUCCUUUGAGGAAUGCAGAUCAGGCUGCUAAUAGUAAGCUUUCAAAACAAGCAUAUACAGAAGAAGACAUCACGGUGAUGUUCACCCAACUCUAUGAGGAAGGGGUUUUCUCACUGCUCUUUCUUAAAAGUGUUCUAUCAAUAGAAAUGUCUGUUUGGGAUGAUGGUUUUUCUGAGCCAAGGAAGAUGUACUCCUGCUCCAUCAACUCGGUCACUGAUGAUAUCAUUUGGUACCGCCAGGCACUAUUGAGAGUGUCUAAUUCAAUGAAAUCUGGUGACCAGCAAAUGGAUGCUUUCUCACUUGAAUUCUUGAGUGAGGCAGUGCAAGGGAGUCAUUCUCAGAAGAGAACUGAUACCUUCUAUAUAGUGCAAGCAAUGGCAUCGGCAUCAAGUAGGAUAGGUUCCUUUGCUGCAAAGGCAUCAAAGGAUUUUGACAUUCAUCUAUUACCCUGGGCAUCUAUUGCUGCCUGUGUGUCAGAUAAUUCAUUAAACGAUGAUGAUUCAAAAGUGGGUCAGGCAUUUUGUUUCCUCCCUUUACCUGUGAAAACUGGAUUUAAUGUGCAAAUCAAUGGAUAUUUUGAAGUGUCAUCUAAUCGUCGUGGGAUUUGGUAUGGAGCUGAUAUGGACAGAUCUGGAAGAAUUCGUUCCAUCUGGAAUAGGCUUCUCCUGGAGGAUGUUGUAGCCCCUUCUUUUGCUCAUCUACUGCAAGGAGUGCGGCAUAUACUUGGUCCAACAAGUUCCUACUAUUCAUUGUGGCCAACUGGUUCGUUUGAAGAGCCCUGGAGUAUUCUAGCUGGGCAGAUAUAUAGAUGUAUUAGAGAUUCUCCUGUCAUGUUUUCUGAGGCUCAAGGAGGGACAUGGGUUUCACCUGCUGAAGCUUAUCUUCUCGAUGUUGAGUUUCCAAAAAGUAAACAACUCAGUGAGGCUCUUGUGCAGCUUUGUAUGCCGGUGGUUCAUUUGCCAAAUAAACUAUUUAGCAUGAUCUUGAAUUCUGAUUCUGGCAUGCAGUACAGAGUGGUAACUCCUGAUUCAGUACGGCAGUACCUUAGGAAUGGCAGUUUUACCAGUGCAAUUGACAGAUCAUAUAAACUGAUGCUGUUGGAGUAUUGCCUUGAGGACCUGGUUGAUGAAGACGUGGGUUCCCUUGCAAUGAACUUACCUCUACUUCCUUUGGCAAAUGGUGGAUUUGGCUCAAUCAAUCAAGAUUCCAAGUCAAUGUCUUAUUUUAUAUGCAAUGAAUUGGAAUAUUUGCUCCUUCAACAAAUUUCAGAAAGAUUGAUCGAUAUUGAUAUCCCCCAAAACAUAUUAUCGAGAUUAUUAGCUAUUGCCAAGGCUUCAGGGGCCAAUCUAAGAGUGUUCUCUAUUGAUGAAUUUCUUCCAUUAUUUUCUAAAUUUGUACCUGCUGAAUGGAGAUAUCGCGAGGAAGUUAGCUGGGAUCCAUCUUCAAACUCAAAUCAUCCAACAACCUCAUGGUUUGUGCUGUUUUGGCGCUAUAUUCAGGAUCAACGUGUGAAGUUGUCCUCAUUUGCUGACUGGCCAAUACUGCCAUCACUCUCUGGGCAUCUUUAUCAACCAUCUAAGAAUACUAAAUUGUUGAUGGCCACCAAAUUGUCCGAGAAGAUGCAAAACAUUCUCUUAAAGAUAGGAUGCAAGAUACUAGAUACAAGUUAUGGCAUUGAGCACCAUGAUUUAUUUCAUUAUGUCUAUGAUGCUGAUGCUGUUGGUGUUUUGAACUCUAUAUUUGAUGUUUUUUCUUCAAACGAUAACAUUGAAGUAGAAUUCUCUCACUUGUUGGUAGCAGAAGACAGAGAUGUACUACGGCAUUUUUUGCUUGACCCAAAGUGGUAUAUUGGUAGCUCAAUGGAUGGAUCUGACAUUUUGAAUUGCAAGAGGCUCCCUAUUUAUAGGGUGUAUGGUGAAGGAUCUACUGCAGGUUACAAUUUUUCAAAUUUGCUAAAUCCACAGAAAUAUUUGCCCCCUCUGGACUCUCCGGAAUGCCUCCUGUCAAAUGAAUUUAUUUGUAGUCUGUCAAGUACAGAAGAGGAUGUCUUGAAUAGAUACCAUGAUAUCCGAAGAAUGGGAAAGGUACAAUUUUAUGAUCACCAUGUGCUUAAUAGGAUCCGGGAACUGGAAAUGGAUGUUCGUGAUGGCAUUAUGCUUUCAAUUCUGAGAGAGCUGCCGCAGUUGAGAAUCAUGGAUGCAUCUUUCAGGGAACGCCUUAAAAGUUUGGAAUUUGUUCCUACAUCAGGUGGUUCUUUGCGAAGUCCAGAUGUAUUAUAUGAUCCCAGGAAUGAGGAAUUAUAUGCCCUACUGGAUGAUUCUGAAAGCUUUCCCUGUGGUUCUUUUAUGGAAUCAGAUGUUUUAGAUAUGUUGCAAGGUUUGGGUCUUAGGACAACUGUGUCUGCUGACACAAUAAUACAAAGUGCUAGACGAGUUGAGAAGCUGAUGCAUGACAGCCCUGAAAAAGCUCAUUUUAAAGGUAAGAUGCUUCUUUCAUAUCUGGAAGUGAAUGCAAUGAGAUGGUUACCUGAAUCGACCAAGAACGACCAAGGAACUAUGCUAAGGAUGUUCUCAAGAGCUACUAGCACUUUUAAACGCCGGCCUGCCUUGUCUGACUUGGAAAAGUUUUGGAAUGAUCUCCGAAUGAUUUGCUGGUGCCCUGUUCUUGUUGCUUCUCCCUUCCAGUCACUACCGUGGCCUUCUGUCUCAUCCGCCAUUGCUCCCCCUAAGCUUGUGAGGCUGUACUCAGAUUUGUGGCUUGUUUCUGCUAGCAUGCGGAUACUGGAUGGGGAAUGCUCUUCCUCAACCUUAUCUCAUUGUCUUGGUUGGUCUUCUCCUCCUGGAGGCAGUGUAAUUGCUGCACAAUUGCUGGAGCUUGGAAAAAAUAAUGAGCUUGUUGUUGAUCCAGUGCUUCGGCAGGAACUUGCCUUAGCAAUGCCUAGAAUAUACUCAAUCUUGUGUGGCCUAAUUGGAACAGAUGAGAUGGACAUUGUAAAAGCUGUACUGGAAGGUAGUCGAUGGGUUUGGGUUGGAGAUGGCUUUGCAACCCCGGAUGAGGUUGUACUUGAUGGCCCUCUCCAUUUGGCUUCUUAUAUACGGAUAAUACCUAUUGACUUGGCAGUUUUUAAAGACUUAUUUUUGGAGCUCGGUGUUCGAGAAUCCUUGAAGUCUAAUGAUUAUGCUAAUAUUUUGUCUAGAAUGGCUACUAAAAGGGAGUCUUCCCCCUUAGAUCCACAAGAGAUCAGAGCUGCCAUCCUCAUAGCGCAGAAUCUAGCUGAUAGUCAGUUUUAUGAUGUUAAUGUUAAGAUCUAUCUGCCGGAUGUGUCAUGUCGACUAUUUAGUGCCACUGACUUGGUCUACAAUGAUGCGCCUUGGUUACUUGACUCAGAUGAUUCUGACAGCUCAACCACUAACUCCAAAAAUGUUCCUUUACAUGGAAAACAAAAUGUUCAAAAAUUUGUUCACAGGAAUAUCUCUAAUGAUGUAGCAGAAAAGCUUGGAGUGCAAUCCCUUAGGAGAAUGUUGCUUGCUGAGAGUGCCGACUCUAUGAAUUUGAGUUUGUCUGGAGCUGCUGAAGCAUUUGGACAGCAUGAGGCAUUAACAACCAGGCUCAGACAUAUACUUGAAAUGUAUGCUGAUGGUCCAGGAAUUCUUUUUGAGCUGGUGCAAAAUGCAGAAGAUGCAAGAGCUACUCAGGUGACUUUCUUGUUGGACAAAACUCAGUAUGGGACUUCUUCCCUUCUCUCUCCUGAAAUGGCAGAUUGGCAGGGCCCUGCUUUGUACUGUUUCAACGACUCUGUAUUCAGUCCUCAAGAUCUCUAUGCCAUUUCACGUAUUGGUCAAGAAAGUAAGCUGGAGAAGCCAUUUGCUAUUGGCAGGUUUGGACUGGGUUUCAACUCUGUAUACCACUUUACAGAUGUUCCAUCAUUUGUUUCAGGGGAAAAUAUUGUAAUGUUUGAUCCACAUGCCGCUAAUUUGCCAGGAAUAUCUCCUUCCCAUCCUGGUCUUCGAAUUAAGUUUAUUGGCAGAAGGAUUUUGGAACAGUUUCCUGAUCAAUUUUAUCCAUUUCUGCACUUUGGUUGUGAUAUGAGGCAGCCAUUUCCAGGCACUCUCUUUCGUUUUCCUCUAAGAAGUGCCAGCAGUGCUUCCAGGAGCCAAAUAAAGAAAGAACAAUAUGCACCUGAUGAUGUAUUGUCACUGUUUUCUUCUUUCUCAGAAGUUGUUUCUGAGACGUUGCUUUUUCUACACAAUGUUAAGAAAGUUUCAAUAUUCAUCAAGGAAGGUUCUGGUAGUGAAAUGCAACUACUGCACUGUGUUUGCAAGCAUCAUCUGAGUGAGCCUGAUGUUGAAAGCAGUUCUAGUCAACUUUUUGAUGCUAUGAAGGGUAAUAUUCAAAAUCAAAUUGAUCGAGAUCAGUUCUUUAACAAAUUGUAUAAAUCUAUUGGAACAGAAGUUCCAUGGAAGUAUCAGAAGAUUGUCAUUUCAGAACAGAACUCCUCCGGUUGCAGGUUGCAUUUGUGGUCAACUUGUGAAUGCUUUGUUAGGCAGAGAAAGAGGAACUCUUCAACCUUUGAUAGUUCUAAUAAGUAUGUAUCCUGGGCUUGUGUUGCAUCUAACCUACAGAGUGCAAAGAUUGACCAACUGCUGAAUGGAAAUUCCUCGGAUCAAGAUUUCUCUGCCUUUAUAACUGACAUGUUUCGGGUCCCAUUUAGUGCUGUGCAGGACAAAAAGAACUUUGAAGGGCGUGCCUUCUGCUUCUUACCACUUCCUAUAAAUACCAAUCUUCCCAUACAUGUUAAUGCAUAUUUUGAAUUAUCAUCAAACCGAAGGGAUAUAUGGUUUGGAACUGACAUGGCAGGGGGUGGUAAGAAGCGGUCGGAAUGGAAUUUGCAUCUCCUUGAAGAUGUUGUUGCCCCAGCUUAUGGUCACUUACUUGAAAAUAUUGCAAUAGAAAUUGGCCCUUGUGAUUUGUACUUUUCAUUCUGGCCAGCAAAAGGGGGAGUUGAACCUUGGGGAUUACUGGUUAGACGCUUUUAUGAGUUCAUUUCUGAUUUUGGACUCCGAGUAUUAUAUACAAGAGCUAGAGGAGGUAGGUGGAUCACAACAAAGGAAGCCAUUUUUCCUGAUCAUUCCUUUGAUAAAGCACGUGAACUUGUUGAUGUGUUGUCUGAUGCUGAUUUGCCUGUGGUUACAAUGCCAAAGGUACUGGUGGAGAAAUUUAUGGAGACUCGUUCAUCUUUACAUUUCCUCACACCUCAAAUGCUUCGUACACUUUUAAUUAGAAGUAGACGUGAGUUCAGGGAUAGAAAUGCGAUGGUUUUGGCCCUUGAAUACUGCUUGCAAGAUUUAGCUCAUUCUGAUCGAUUUGAAAGUUUCUAUGGUUUACCACUAGUACCCCUUUCAGACGGUACUUUUACCAAAUUAGAGAAGAGAGGACUAAGUGAACGUAUUUUUGUUGCACAAGGUGAUGGGUACAAUCUUCUGAAUGGUUCAAUUCCCAAUCAGCUUCUGGACUCCAACAUUCCUGAUUUCCUUUAUAGGAAGUUCUGUAGCAUAGCAGAAAGUGAGAAUUUCAAUAUUUGCUUACUGACGUGUGAGUUGCUGGAGAAACUUUUCCUCAGAUUACUUCCUGUAGAUUGGCAGCAUGCCAGACAAGUAAAUUGGACGCCAGGAUCUCAAGGUCAUCCCAGCAUGCAAUGGGUAGGUUAUUUAUGGAGCUAUUUGAAGCUUUAUUGUGAUGAUCUCUCUUUGUUUUCGAAGUGGCCCAUCUUGCCUGUAGAAAACAAUCAUCUCUUGCAGCUAGUGAAAAACUCAAAUGUGAUCAAAGAUGGUGGGUGGAGUGAGAACAUAUUUGCUUUGCUGAACAGAGUUGGUUGCUUGAUAUUGAGACAAGACCUCCCGAUAGAACAUGCUGAGCUGAAACAUUAUGUGCAAUCUCCAACUGCCACUGGCAUCUUGAAUGCCUUGCUAGCAGUCGUUGGUGACCCGAAUAAUGUUGAGGACCUAUUUAAUGGUGCAUCAGAGGGGGAAAUGCAUGAAUUGAGGGGUUACAUUCUUCAGUCAAAGUGGUUCACUGAAGGCCUAAUGGAUGACACACAUUUCAGUAUCAUAAAAAAUAUUCCUAUGUUUGAAUCUUACAAGAACAGAAAGUUUGUAUCCCUUAACAAGUCUCUGGGAUGGCUUAUACCAGAAGGUGUUCAAGAGUAUCUUUUGGAUGAUGGCUUUGUGAGGAUGGAUUCUGAAAAAGAAAAGAUUAUUUUGAAAAAGUAUUUGGAAAUCAGAGAGCCUUCAAGGAUGGAGUUCUAUAAAGAUUAUGUAUUCAGUCGCUUGGCUGAGUUUGUGCACCAUGGUUAUCUCCCAGCCAUCGUACAUGAUAUUAGAUAUAUGAUUGAGGGGGAUAGUUCCUUGCAAGAAGUUCUUUCCAAAUUACCCUUUGUUCUGGCAUAUGAUGGAUCUUGGAAAGAGCCAUUCAGGCUAUAUGAUCCUCGUGUUCCACAGCUGAAGCUAUUGCUGCACAGCAGGGCCUUCUUCCCUUCUGACAAGUUUUCUGACCCCGAAACUCUGGAUACUCUUGUAAGACUUGGGCUCAGGCAAAGCUUAUGCUUUACUGGUAUGCUCGACUGUGCCAAGUCAAUUUCCUUGUUGGAGAAUUCAGGAGAUCCAGAAACAACAAUUUUUGCUUCGAGGCUUCUUAGUUGUUUAAAUGUUCUGGCUCAGAGAUUUUCGUAUGCGGAUAAUGAGAGCACCUUUGAUGAAGGUGAAACAAUUGCAGAAACUCAAGCCAUCAGUUUCUCUGGCGGUGAGGAAGACAGAUCUUUGCCAGAUGACGGUGAUAAUAUUGUUAGAGAUGAAAAAAGCAUUAGUUCAUUCCUUGACAACUUGAAUGAGGACAUGCCCCGAAUGGAAUUUUGGUCAGUACUUGAGUCAAUAAGUUGGUGUCCGGUACUUGGUGAGCCGCCUGUUCAAGGACUUCCAUGGUUUGCUCUUGACCAGAAAAUAGGACCUCCAACUGCUGUAAGGCCAAAAUCCCAGAUGUGGUUGGCGUCAUCUAAGAAGUUUAUUAUUGACGGUGAAUGUUCAAGUUAUCUACAAGAUAAACUUGGCUGGAUGGACCAAUUAGAUGCAGACACUUUGUCCACCCAAUUAGUUGAGUUAUCCAAGUCUUUUACUGUGAUGAAGUCCCAUCCAAGUGUUGAAUCUAAUUUUGGUGCAGAACUGCAGAGGCAUGUACCUUCAAUUUAUUCGCAAUUGCAAGUUUAUGUUGGCACUGCUGAACUUAGUCACGUUAAGUCCAUCUUGGAUGGAAUUUGCUGGGUGUGGACUGGGGAGGAUUUUAUAUCUGCAGCUUCACUAGCAUUUGAUGCCCCUGUGAAGUAUAGUCCAUACAUGCAUGUUGUACCAACAGAGUUAUCCGAGUAUAGGGAUUUGCUUUUGGCUUUAGGUGUUAGAGAGAGUUUUGAUGUGUUUGACUAUUUUAAUGUUCUGAAAAGGUUGAAAAGUGAUGUGAAAGGUGUUCCUCUUGCAGCUGAUCAACUGAAAUUUGUCCAAUGUGUUCUUGAAGCUAUAGCUGAUUGUUAUAUGGAUGACAUUCAAAUGACGGCAUCUAAUGAUCUGUUUAUUCCAGAUUCUUCUGGUGUCCUGGUAUGUGCGGGGGAUCUUGUGUAUAAUGAUGCUCCUUGGUUGGAAAGUACCAAUCUUGGUGGGAAGCGUCUUGUACAUCCAUGCGUCAGCCAUGAUUUGGCUUGCAAAUUAGGCAUUCUAUCACUUCGCUCUGUUCCAUUAGUUGGUGAAGACAUGACCCAAGAUUUAUCCUGCAUGGAUUAUGCUAGAAUUUGUGAGCUAAUAGAGUUGUACGGGAGUAAUGAUUUUCUUCUUUUUGACCUUCUUGAGAUGGCCGAUUGCUGCAAAGCUAAAAAACUUCACUUGAUCUUUGAUAAGAGAGACCAUCCGCGUCUUUCUCUGCUUCAGCACAACUUAGGUGAAUUUCAAGGGCCUGCUCUUUUAGCAAUUUUAGAGGGAGCCAGCUUAAGCAGAGAUGAAGUGGCUGGCCUUCAAUUUCUUCCGCCAUGGAGUCUGCGCGGCAGUACUCUUAACUACGGCUUGGGAUUGCUUAGCUGUUUUUCAAUAAGUGAUCUUCCAUUUGUUGUCUCUGAUGGCUUCUUGUACUUGUUUGAUCCUCGAGGCUUAGCCCUUGCUGUGCCUUCAAAUCGCGCACCUGCUGCAAAAGUUAUCUCUCUUAAAGGCACCAACUUGACUGAGAGAUUUCGAGAUCAAUUUAGUCCUUUAAUGGUUGGACAAACGAUGCCAUGGUCCAUGUCAGAUUCUACAGUAAUACGCUUGCCUCUUUCAUCAGAAUAUAUGGUGGAUGGAGUUGAAUAUGCUUCAAAGAAGAUUUCACUGCUAUUUAACAAGUUUAUGGAGCAUGCUUCCCGAACUAUCCUAUCUUUGAACUCCAUAAUGCAGGUAAAAUUGUCAACUUGGGAGGAAGGCAGCUUGGAACCAUGUGAAGAGUUUUCAGUCAACCUAAAUCCUUCCUGUGCUAUUCUUAGAAAUCCUUUCUCACAGAAAAAGUGGAAGAAAUUUCAAUUUUCAAGCUUAUUUGGCAGCUCGAAUGCAGCUAUACGGUUAGAAGUUAUGGAUUUGACCCUGAACAUUAAAGGAACAAGUAUUACAGAUCGAUGGCUUGUCGCACUAAGCCUUGGAUCUGGGCAAACAAGGAAUAUGGCACUUGAUAGGCGGUAUAUGGCAUACAACUUAACACCUGUUGCUGGAGUUGCUGCACACAUCUCACGAGAUGGUCAUCCUGCUUUAGCUGGCUCUUCGAGCUGUAUCAUGUCUCCUCUUCCUCUUUCCAGUUCGAUAAAUAUACCCAUCACAAUACUUGGAUAUUUUUUGGUGCGUCACAAUCAGGGUCGCUACCUUUUCAAGUAUCAAGAAUCUAAAGCUUCUGAAACAACUCAUUCUGAUGCUGGAAGUCGGCUUAUGGAAGCUUGGAAUAGGGAACUGAUGUCAUGUGUCCGCGAUUCUUAUCUCAGGUUGGUCCUAGAAAUGCAGAAGUUAAGGAGAGAACCUUCCUCUUCAAUUCUAAACUCAACUUCAGUCCAGGAAGUUACUCGUAUUUUGAAUGCUUUUGGGGAUCAAAUUUAUUCAUUCUGGCCAAAGUCCACUACACUUUUUCAUACUUUCCAGGGUGAAAGUGAUUCAACUUCUAUUAGAUUUCCUAAAGCGGAUUGGGAAUGCUUGGUUGAACAAGUAAUAAAACCAUUCUAUGCUCGACUUGUUGAUCUUCCUGUAUGGCAACUUUAUUCUGGAAAUCUUGUGAAGGCAGAAGAGGGCAUGUUUCUUUCCCAGCCUGGAAAUGGAGUUGGUGAUAGCUUGGUUCCAGCCACUGUAUGUGCAUUUGUUAAAGAACAUUAUCCAGUUUUUUCAGUUCCUUGGGAAUUGGUGACUGAAAUUCGGGCAGUGGGUGUUGCAGUUCGAGAAAUCAGGCCAAAGAUGGUGAGAGAUCAUCUGCGUGCUCCAUCAAUAUCUAUUCGUCUGAACUCAAUUGAUACUCUAAUUGAUGUCCUAGAUUAUUGCUUGUCCGAUAUCCAGCAUGAUGGUUCACCAGCUACUCCAGAGGGGGAGGAUAAUAGAUCUCUUUCUAAAUUGAAACCAAUUGUGCAGGAUCUUCAUAGAACCUCUUCUUCAAACGCCAGCAGCUCAGGCGGAGAUGCCCUCGACAUGAUGUCAAGUCUAGGGAAGGCAAUCUUUGAUUUUGGCCGUGUAGUAGUUGAGGAUAUUGGUAGGACUGGCGGUCCCUUGCCUGAAAGGAACCGAAUUAUGGGUGGUCUUAACUUCCAUGUUCCUGAUGAUGAAGAACUCAAGCUUCGUUCCAUUGCUGCUGAACUGAGAGGCUUGCCCUGUCCAACUGCUACUGGCAAUUUAGUUAGGUUAGGUGCUGCUGAAGUUUGGAUUGGAAAUAAGGAUCAACAACAACUAAUGAGUACGUUGUCUGCUAAAUUUAUCCAUGUUAAAGUAUUAGAUAGAUCAAACCUGCAGAGUAUUUUUUCCAAUCCUGCUCUUCACUCAUUCUUAAAGUUGCAAAAUUUUUCUUUUUCCCUGUUGGCAAGAAAUAUGCGGUAUCUAUUUAAUGAAAAUUGGGUGAAUCAUGUAAUUGGCUCAACCAUGGCUCCCUGGUUUUCCUGGGACAACACAGCAAGAUCUAGUGGUGAGUGGGGCCCCUCUCCUGAAUGGAUUAGGUUAUUCUGGAAAAAUUUUGGUGGUUCACCAGAAGAUUAUACUCUUUUCUCUGACUGGCCCCUCAUUCCUGCUUUUCUUGGUCGAUCAGUCCUUUGUCGUGUAAGAGAGCGCCAUCUUAUCUUUGUUCCACCAUUGAUCUCUGAUGCAAACUCUUCCAUUGCCAUGGAGGAAAUGGGGAUAUCAGAAAGUAAUGUGUCUGAGGGAUGCCCAGAAGCUGACCUGGUUAAGCAGCAUGCCUUGGCUUUUGAAAUUCUGGCAAAAAAAUAUCCCUGGUUAUCCUCAUUGCUGAACCAGUGCAACAUUCCUGUAUUUGAUGCAACUUUCAUAGAUUGCGCUCCUGUGUGUGAUUGUUUACCCAGAGCAGGCCAAUCUCUGGGUAGAGUUGUUGCAUCCAAACUUGUUGCAGCUAAACAGUCCAGCUACUUUCCUGAAAUUACUUCAUUUCGCGCUUCUGACUGUGAAGACCUUUUUACUUUAUUUGCUUCCGAAUUCAUCUCUAAUGGAUCAGACUAUGAAAGGCAGGAGCUUGAAGUUUUACGUGAGCUACCAAUAUACAAGACUGCUGCAGGCACGUAUACUAGAUUGCUUAAUCAAGAGUUGUGCAUGAUUUCUUCAAAUACAUUUCUGAAGCCUCAUGAUGAGCGGUGCCUUUUCCAUACCACAGAUUCAGUUGAGAGUGGUUUACUGAGAGCUCUUGAAGUGCCUGAGCUUCAAGAUCAACAAAUAUUUGUCAAAUUUGGAUUACCAGGCUUUCAAGGGAAACCUCAAUCUGAACAGGAGGAUAUAUUAAUCUACCUGUAUAUGAAUUGGCAUGAUCUCCAACAAGAUUCUUCUGUCAUUGAAGCACUAAAGGAAACAAAUUUUGUUAAAACAGCUGAUGAACUUUCUGUGGAAGUGUAUAAACCAAAAGAACUUUUUGAUCCUAGUGAUGCCUUACUCACAUCUGUUUUUUCUGGGGUGAGACACAAAUUCCCAGGGGAAAGAUUUAUUUCUGAUGGAUGGCUUCGCAUAUUGCGGAAACUGGGACUUCGAACUUCAACUGAAGCUGAUAUAAUUCUUGAAUGUGCACGAAGAGUGGAGUUUCUUGGAGGUGAAUGCAUGAAUAGGACAGGAGCUGCUGAUGACCUUGAGAUGCAUGAUUCAAGUGGACAAAAUGAAGUUUCUUUUGAAAUUUGGUUGAUGGCUGAAAGUUUAGUGAAAGCUAUAAUUUCAAAUUUUGCGGUCCUUUAUAGCAACAACUUCUGUAAUGCCCUCGGUAGGAUUGCUUGUAUCCCUGCUGAAAAGGGAUUCCCAAACAUUGGUGGAAAGAGAAGUGGGAAAAGAGUGCUUUGUUCUUAUGGUGAAGCAAUUUUAUUGAAAGAUUGGCCGCUUGGUUGGAGUAGUGCUCCCAUUCUUUCAAGGCAGAGUGUUAUUCCUCCGGAAUACUCUUGGGGAGCACUCAAUUUGAGAAGCCCUCCCCUUUUCCCCACAGUUUUGAGGCACCUCCAGUUUAUUGGAAGGAAUCAUGGUGAAGACACUCUUGCCCAUUGGCCAGCUGCAUCUGGUGGAAAGACCAUUGAUGAAGCUUCUUUUGAGGUUUUGACAUAUUUGGAGAAGAUCUGGGGUUCCUUGUCCGCUUCAGACAUUUCUGAAUUGAAAGAAGUAGCAUUCAUGCCAGCUGCAAAUGGCACGCGCUUGGUUACUGCAAAAGCACUUUUUGCGCGGCUAACAAUUAAUCUUUCCCCGUUCGCAUUUGAACUUCCUGCUCGAUGUCUUCCAUUUGUUAAUAUUUUGAAGGAUUUGGGUCUUCAGGAAGUUUUCUCUGUAGCUUCUGCAAAAGAUCUUAUCGCAAAUCUGCAGAAGGCUUGUGGUUAUCAACGGUUAAAUCCAAAUGAAUUCCGAGCUGUGAUGGAAAUUUUGAAUUUUAUUUGUGAUGAAGCGGUCAUGUCAGACCGAAGUAAUUGGGAAUCUGUGGCAAUUGUCCCAGAUGAUGGCUGUAGACUCGUUCAUGCAAAUUCAUGUGUAUACAUUGAUUCAUAUGGUUCUCGAUAUCUCAAAUAUAUUGACAUUUCCAGGAUAAGAUUUGUUCACAGCGAUGUCCCUGAAAGAAUAUGUGAGGCCUUAUCCAUAAAAAAACUCUCAGAUGUGGUUGUUGAGGAACUUGAUUCUGGGGAACAGCUUAUGAGGUUGCAAUGUAUUAGAUCAACACAACUAGCUGCAGUUCAAAGGAAAUUAUUGAACAAAUCAUUUCAAGCUGCAGUGUGGAGCAUUAUCUGUGGCACUGCAAGUGAAGUUCCUGGAUUCAGUCCUGUAAUUGAAAAUGUACAGAAGACCCUUGAAGUAGUUGCACAAAAUAUAUGUUUUGUUGAAUGCUUAUACACUCGUUUUUUGCUGCAACCGAGAUCCAUAGAUAUUACUUGUGUUACUGAGGACGUAAUGGUUCCAGAGUGGGAGGGAAGUUCACGUCAUCGAGCUCUUUAUUUUGUUGACAAAUCAAAAACUACUGUCUACAUAGCUGAACCACCAACUUAUUUCUCACUUCCUGAUAUCAUUGGGAUCGCUGUUAGCCAGGUAUUGGAUUCCCCCAUUGCACUGCCUAUUGGAAGUCUAUUCUUAUGUCCUGAGGGAUCAGAGGUUACCUCGAUAUCUGCUUUGAAACUUAGCUCUCAAAAGAAACCAACUGCACUGGGGGGUGGAAUACAUGAACUGUUUGGUAAGGAUUUAUUGCCCCAAGAUGCUCUUCAAGUGCAAUUUCUCCCGUUAAGACCAUUCUAUAAGGGAGAAAUCGUGGCCUGGAGAUCUCAAAAUGGAGAAAAGUUGAAAUAUGGCAGGGUUGCUGAGGAUGCCAAACCAUCAGCGGACCAAGCACUUUAUAAACUCAAGGUGGAAAUAUUACUAGGGAUUACCGAAACGCUUCUUUGUUCACAUGUUUUCUCUUUCAGAAGUGUGUCUGUCAACAGUGAGUCUCCUGCAGAAACAAUUCUGGAGGAUGAACGAACAGAAACUGAAACAGGGACAUCUGAAAUGACUGGGGGAGCCAUUUCAAGGCCUCACUCGCAAUCGGUUCUAGAUCUCCAGCAUGGCCGGGUCUCAGCUGCCGAAGUUGUCCAAGCUGUUCAUGAGUUGCUUUCUGCAGUUGGCAUUAAUAUGGAUGUCGAGAAACAGUCGCUCCUUCAGACAACAUUGACUUUGCAAGAACAAUUGAAGGAAUCCCAAGUGGCACUUUUGCUCGAGCAGGAGAAGUCCGAAAUGGCUGCCAAAGAAGCUGAUACAGCAAAAGCAGCCUGGUCAUGCAGGGUGUGCUUAAGCAAUGAAGUGGAUGUGACUUUGGUUCCUUGUGGUCACGUACUGUGCCGAAGAUGUUCAUCCGCGGUUUCAAGGUGUCCUUUCUGUCGAAUGCAGGUCUCCAAAGCUGUCAGAAUUUUCCGACCUUGA
Messenger RNA from Oldenlandia corymbosa var. corymbosa, 15696 nucleotides. Lineage: Eukaryota; Viridiplantae; Streptophyta; Magnoliopsida; Gentianales; Rubiaceae. The record is from the annotation of a GenBank genome assembly.